AUGGCUCCAGCUCAUUUACACUCACAGCGCGUUGGACACCCACGCAACUACGGUUUCCGCAAGUCUAAGAGAACAGAAGACGCCCACGCACUGCCCAGCUACCAGCAGAAGACUCAUUUUCACGGCUACUUUCACGGCACCCCGCCACCCGAUCCACCUCAUAUAGCGCCGAUCAUCCCUAUACAACAAAGACGAAUUCCGCUGGCGCCCUACUUUCAUGAGAAUGUUGCGAUGAGUGCGCAGGCUGCGGCGUACGAAGAUGCUGUCACCACGAGAGUCUGGCGUAACGAGUGGGAAGUCGUGCCAGAAAACUUUGGCCCAUCUCGACCUCUACUCCUUCUCAACCGGCCUGCGAACGUCGACCUAAUGAGUCACACAUGGGAAACGGAGUCAGUUCAUCUGUGUCACUGGGAUCAAUACCACGAGCCAGAAGGCGUGCUUUCUCAACGCCUGGCAAAAGAGAGAAGGGUUAGGAAAAAGAAGCUGCUCUUGGGAAACAGCAGAUUCGAGCAAGAUAAGAGACGCAAGAAGGUGAAGCUGGCAGCUGCGACUGCGGAGGUUAUCGAUUUGACUCAAGAUAAUACUGUUGAAGGUGGAAACUUCCCGAGUUAUGCUGGCAUCAAGGAAGUUUGGAACUAUCCGCCAGGAUAUUUUCCCAGCUGA
Alternaria novae-zelandiae is the source of this 663-nucleotide messenger RNA. RefSeq lists its product as uncharacterized. The coding region runs from base 1 to 663 and encodes 220 amino acids. The transcript has a single exon. The record is from RefSeq and is a predicted model, not a curated record. NCBI's taxonomy places the organism in Eukaryota, Fungi, Ascomycota, Dothideomycetes, Pleosporales, Pleosporaceae.